Molecule: messenger RNA, 690 nt
Organism: Gavia stellata (red-throated loon)
Lineage: Eukaryota; Metazoa; Chordata; Aves; Gaviiformes; Gaviidae
Gene: CIB2
Product: calcium and integrin binding family member 2
Molecular function (GO): calcium ion binding
Source: RefSeq, a predicted model, not a curated record
AUGAAAAGAUAUGGAGCCCAAUCCACCCCUGGCGUCACUUCACGUCUAUUUGGGUUUUUUAAUUCUUUACGUUCUACUGACUUGUCGAGAAUCUUUUGGAACAUAACGAGAAUCCAGUGCCACUGUACCUUGGGGAAAAGGAAGAAAACCCCAACACUACUAUGGCUCCAGAAGCAGGAUUGCACAUUCUUCACUCGGAAAGAAAUCCUUCGGUUGCAUGGCCGAUACCAUGAAAUGGCACCAAACGUUGUGCCUAUGGACUAUACAAAGGACCCAGAUGUUAAACUACCUAUGCAGCUUAUAAUAAACAUGCCUGAGCUAAAGGAGAAUCCCUUCAAGGAAAGGAUUGUGGAAUCUUUCUCAGAAGAUGGAGAGGGGAGCCUCAGCUUCAAUGAUUUUGUGGAUAUGUUCUCUGUGCUCAGUGAAAUGGCUCCCAGAGAGCUUAAAGCAAUCUAUGCCUUUAAGAUCUAUGAUUUUAACACAGAUAACUUCAUUUGUAAAUCAGACUUGGAAAAAACCCUCAAUAAGCUGACCAGAGAAGAGCUAACAGCAGAAGAAAUCACUCUAGUUUGCGAGAAAGUGAUAGAAGAAGCUGACAUGGAUGGUGAUGGAAAACUAGGAUUUGCAGAUUUUGAAAACAUGAUUUCCAAAGCACCGGACUUUCUCAGUACUUUCCACAUAAGAAUCUGA